ACUUCCGCUACGGGAACUCCUGACUGCCUCUGAACCGGCUUGACAGGCGCGGUCCUCCCAAGUUGUUCUCGCUCUUUCGCCUACCCGGCUCCAGCCUCAAACUCGCUUGCUGCCGCUGUCCCGCAGCUUCUGUCUCGGAAGCCGCCCCUUCCCCAUGUUCCGGGGCAGGAGUUCUGAACGUGAAGACCCAGUCGCCGGUAUCCCAUCAUGUCCGAACUGACUAAAGAGCUGAUGGAGCUGGUGUGGGGCACCCAGAGCAGCCCGGGUCUCUCUGACACCAUCUUCUGUCGCUGGACGCAAGGAUUUGUGUUUAGUGAAUCAGAGGGAUCUGCAUUAGAACAGUUUGAAGGCGGCCCCUGUGCUGUUAUUGCACCUGUUCAGGCAUUUCUUUUGAAGAAGCUCCUGUUUUCUUCUGAGAAGUCUUCUUGGAGGGAUUGCCCAGAGGAAGAGCGGAAGGAGCUCCUUUGUCAUACCUUAUGUGAUAUUUUAGAAAGUGCUUGUUGUGACAACUCUGGAUCAUACUGCUUGGUUUCAUGGUUAAGAGGAAAGACAACUGAAGAAACUGCUAGUAUUUCUGGGAGUCCUGCAGAGUCUAGCUGCCAAGUGGAACAUUCUUCUGCCUUGGCUGUGGAAGAGCUUGGCUUUGAGCGAUUUCAUGCAUUAAUUCAAAAAAAGUCAUUCAGAAGUUUAUCAGAAUUAAAAGAUGCUGUCUUGGAUCAGUAUUCAAUGUGGGGAAACAAAUUUGGAGUAUUGCUUUUUCUCUAUUCUGUGUUACUGACAAAGGGCAUCGAAAACAUAAAAAAUGAAAUUGAAGAUUCAACUGAACCUUUGAUUGAUCCUGUAUAUGGACAUGGCAGCCAAAGUUUAAUUAACCUCCUGCUGACGGGACAUGCUGUUUCUAAUGUAUGGGAUGGUGAUAGAGAAUGCUCAGGAAUGAAGCUUCUUGGAAUACAUGAACAAGCAGCAGUAGGAUUCUUAACAUUAAUGGAAGCUUUAAGAUACUGUAAGGUUGGUUCUUACUUGAAAUCUCCAAAAUUCCCUAUUUGGAUUGUUGGCAGUGAAACUCACCUCACCGUAUUUUUUGCCAAGGAUAUGGCUUUAGUUGCCCCUGAGGCUCCUUCAGAACAAGCCAGGAGAGUUUUUCAAACCUAUGAUCCAGAAGAUAAUGGAUUCAUACCUGAUUCACUUCUAGAAGAUGUGAUGAAAGCACUGGACCUUGUUUCAGAUCCUGAAUAUAUAAAUCUCAUGAAGAAUAAAUUAGAUCCAGAAGGAUUAGGAAUCAUCUUACUGGGUCCCUUUCUUCAAGAAUUUUUUCCUGAUCAGGGCUCCAGGGGUCCAGAGUCUUUUACUGUCUACCACUACAAUGGACUGAAACAAUCAAAUUAUAAUGAAAAGGUCAUGUAUGUGGAAGGGACUGCAGUUGUUAUGGGAUUUGAAGACCCCAUGCUACAGACAGAUGACACUCCUAUUAAACGCUGUCUCCAAACCAAGUGGCCAUAUAUUGAAUUACUCUGGACCACAGAUCGCUCCCCUUCCCUGAACUAAUUCCCCUAAGUUAUAAAAGGAAGAUUGUAAUAGCAGAUGUUCAGAGAGGGAUGCAAGACUGGUAACUGGCUACAUUAAGCUCGACACUGUGGUAUCACUCACUGAUUAACAAACACACUGUUGAAGAUAUGAUUAAAUUCUUUUUAGAACUUCCCUGUUUACUAGCAAAAUUAAACUUUAACCAAAGUUCACUACCUUUAUAGUCAGAUAAUUGGUUCAUUAAAUUACAAACAUAAUACUUGUAUAUGAAGUACUAGAACUGCUUUUUCUAAACGUUGGGUUUUAUUUGAUUCACACACAUUCUAUUGUCUAAAUGAUUCUACCUUGCCAUAGAUAGCAGCCCCCAUGCUGAAAUGCAGAAAAGUUAGUUUGUUGUUUUUUUCUAAAAUCUGGUUUCCAUUAUAAGUCUUCAUGGCAAAUUAUUAACCUAGAUCCUUUCAGUUGACUUAGUAGCUCUGGCAUGCUUAUAAAGACAGGGACUAUAAGGGAAUAUUACCAUUUAUUCAGAUAUAGACAUAUUUUUAAAAAUAAUCAGCAUCUGUUUGCUAGUCUUAACACUGUUAACUUUCACUGUAUUGCCAAAUACACUUUUCCAGAUUUAUCCCAAUAGCCAGCUUUCUUGUAUACUUAUAAAUGUGGUAAUAAGUGCAUGGAGACAUCUGUUGUUACACGAGUAUACUGCAUUAUUUAUUAUGAUCCUAGUGGAUGGCUUAAAUAAACACUUUUUUCUUUA
This is a messenger RNA of Condylura cristata (star-nosed mole), 2278 nucleotides long. RefSeq names its product family with sequence similarity 188, member A (gene MINDY3). The transcript is spliced from 15 exons. Gene Ontology annotation, molecular function: K48-linked deubiquitinase activity; cysteine-type deubiquitinase activity. The record is from RefSeq and is a predicted model, not a curated record. Lineage: Eukaryota; Metazoa; Chordata; Mammalia; Eulipotyphla; Talpidae. The coding region runs from base 208 to 1545 and encodes 445 amino acids. Gene Ontology annotation, biological process: protein K48-linked deubiquitination.